Messenger RNA from Lobosporangium transversale, 2130 nucleotides. Its product is annotated as armadillo-type protein. Lineage: Eukaryota; Fungi; Mortierellomycota; Mortierellomycetes; Mortierellales; Mortierellaceae. Gene Ontology annotation, cellular component: cytosol. The record is from RefSeq and is a predicted model, not a curated record. Gene Ontology annotation, molecular function: protein binding; guanyl-nucleotide exchange factor activity. Bases 92 to 2107 code for a protein of 671 amino acids. The transcript is spliced from 10 exons. Gene Ontology annotation, biological process: positive regulation of GTPase activity.
UUUUUUUUUCUUCUUCUUCCUAACCAUCCUUUCCUUAUUAGUCUUUGACGUUUCUGUUUUCACUUAACUUUUUUUUAUCAUUCAUUGUCAGAUGAUGUCUGCUCAAACUAAUUCCACAGACCCAUCAACAAUUGAUGAGCGGAUCCCUCAGUAUGUUCAGAAACUUGAAGCUGCAAAAGAUAAGCUGGAGCAAGACAAAGGCUUGCAAGAAACUUGGGAUGAAGUAGCCAGUACCUUUAAAUCUUUCGCUGACGCUGCUCGAGAUGCAAAAGCGCGGACUCCUAUUGGCGAAUCAAAGGCUGUGCCGUUAAUUGUUAGAAUCGAGGCAUUAAACGAGCAACGCUUGGCUCAUGUUGAUAUCCAAGCCAUGCGUGCCUUUGCAAAUAUCUGUGUUGAUCAUGAGGAGAAUAGAAAAAAGCUUCUUGAAGGAAACGCGUUCGACAUUGUGAUUGAGAUUCUCAAGCAUACAACUGAUUCAGAUGCGAUCAAGACCGCCUGUGGGGCUCUUUUGAACACCACUAUGGCUUAUGAGCCAGCACAAACAAAAGUAGUUGAAUUAGAUGUCAUCGAACAAUUGCUCAAGAUCUUAAAAGCCGAGAGUAUUACUGACGACAACGAAACUAGCAUGACUAUUGCUUCGCGUGUCAUUGCGAAUCUGAGCGAAAGUGACGCUGGAGCAAAAUCGGUAAUCAAGUUUGGGGGUAUCAGGACAAUCGUUCAGCUUCUAGGAAAGACUGCCAAAGAUGUAGAUGCCUACAUGGAUUUAUUCGAUACAUUGAUAGAUAUUUUGCGCGCAGCGAUAUCUAAGGAAUCGGCGCAAGUCGCAGUCCAGAAAGAGGAAUUAUUGUCUUCAUUACUUGAAAUACUUGAACACUCAGGCACAUCUGAUGAGGGCAAGACAGAAGAGGAAAAGAAGGAGGACGAUAAGAAAUUUGGAGAGACAAAAGCUGCUCUUAUGGAGGUUGUUGUUUCGACAACUAUGGCAGAUGCCAAUAUGGCGCCGAUCUUCAAUGACAAAAGGGUCAUGGAUGUAUUCCUUGCUUGGUUGGAUAAUGUUGAACGGGAAGACUUGCAGACCUGUGCAGCCCUCUGUCUAGGCAACAUUGCAAGAUCAGAUCAACAUUGUGUUAAACUAGUACAUGAAUAUCGCGCUGUCGAGCCAUUAAUCCGCAUUGUCAGGAAGGCAACGGACCUAAAGGCAAGCCAUGCUGCGACCGGGGUACUCAAGAACCUUGCUCUUGCAGAGAAGAAUAAGGAAAGCAUGGGUGACGCAGGUGUGAUCCAGGCAUGUUUCCCCCUUCUCAAGAAGGAUAAUGCUCUUCCUCUUCAGAAUAACAUUGUAGGCAUUUUGAAACGCCUUUGUACCAACAGCAGCCAGAAUACAAUCCGAGUGGUCUCAGGGCGUGAACCCUUUGAAACUCUUUCAUCCACACCCAACUCUGAGAGUGAAAUCGAAACCCCUCUUUCAUUGUUGGUAGAAUUGGUCGGAAGAGCAGAUGAUUUCGCACUCAAAAGUGAAGGCACCCGAACACUUUGCAAUUUGAUCAAGGUAACCUGGGGUAGCGAAAUUAUGAAGUCAUUUGAUAGCGCAUCAGUCACAGCAUUACAGCAGACCUUGAACACGCCAAAGGUAGUUCUCGCCAUUGCUGCCAUGACCCGCAAUCCAAAGUAUGUAGUGCUUCAGAACGAAGGCGUUAUUGCUCUAACACUCUUGGUCAGCACACCUACGCGAGAAGAAAAUGUGGAAAAUCCUGUUCUUGAAUCACUCGUGUCUAUUGAGGUGGAUGCAGAGCCUGAAUCCGAAAAGACAACUACCUCUGAAAAGCCAUUGGAUCAAACAAAGCCAUUGACAUUACUGGAGAAUCUGCUUAGCCUUGUCAAGAAUCAAAAUGGCAACGUGCCUGACGAAGUUCGUACAAAUGUCUGUGUGCUCCUGAGAAACGCAUUGGACACUGCAGCGCGUAAAGGCGAGGAUCAUGCCUAUCUAACUUUCUUAAGAUCUUCAGGCAUCAAGGGUUCCUUAAAAGAACUCACAAAUCAAUCACAGACAGAGCUUCGUCCUUUGAUCCGCAAUGCUAUUCAAGAAGUAUUGUCUCGUCUUGAGUAAAAAAAAAAAAAGAAAAAAAAAAA